This is a messenger RNA of Cicer arietinum (chickpea), 1146 nucleotides long. RefSeq names its product proteasome subunit alpha type-4-like. Gene Ontology annotation, cellular component: proteasome core complex, alpha-subunit complex; proteasome core complex. The record is from RefSeq and is a predicted model, not a curated record. NCBI's taxonomy places the organism in Eukaryota, Viridiplantae, Streptophyta, Magnoliopsida, Fabales, Fabaceae. Gene Ontology annotation, biological process: ubiquitin-dependent protein catabolic process.
AGAAAGGGCAAAAUGUGUCUCUUAAAAGAUUUCGUGUUGUGUCAAAAAAAAAAAAAAAGCUUUCGUGUUGAAGAGGGUGUGUGACUCAAGUGAGCAUGUAUUGAAACCCCCCUUUCCAAGUUUCUUCACAACCUUGCAAUCUCCAUUAGUUGCUGUUCCCCAUUUUCUCUUCUCAUCGUCGUCUGCCUCUAAUUUCGUAAAUAAAAAAUGUCUCGAAGAUAUGAUAGUCGCACAACAAUCUUCUCCCCAGAAGGACGUCUUUACCAAGUUGAGUAUGCAAUGGAGGCCAUCGGGAACGCCGGUACUGCAAUAGGAAUCUUAUCAAAAGACGGAGUUGUCCUAGUUGGUGAAAAGAAGGUAACAUCUAAGCUGCUACAAACCUCAACAUCAACCGAGAAAAUGUACAAAAUCGAUGACCACGUUGCUUGUGCUGUCGCCGGAAUAAUGUCCGACGCCAACAUCCUAAUCAACACAGCCAGAGUCCAAGCACAACGCUAUACUUUUGCAUAUCAAGAGCCAAUGCCAGUGGAACAGUUAGUUCAAUCUCUCUGCGAUACUAAACAAGGUUACACCCAAUUUGGCGGUCUCCGGCCAUUCGGAGUCUCGUUCUUAUUUGCAGGAUGGGACAAAAACUUCGGCUUUCAGCUUUACAUGAGUGACCCGAGUGGAAAUUAUGGUGGCUGGAAAGCUGGAGCUAUCGGUGCAAACAACCAAGCUGCACAGUCGAUACUAAAACAGGACUAUCAAGACGAUAUCAGCAGAGAAGAAGCUGUGCAACUUGCAUUGAAAGUUUUAAGUAAAACUAUGGAUAGUACAAGUCUUACGUCGGAUAAACUUGAACUUGCAGAGGUUUAUCUUUCACCUUCUGGAAAAGUUAAGUAUGAAGUUUGCUCACCAGAGUCGCUUACUAAGCUUUUAGUGAAAUCUGGUGUCACUCAACCUGCAACAGACACUGCUUAGGUUGAUGUUCCAUUGUCUGAUGCUGUUUAUUAUGUCCUGUUUUAUUUCCUAUGUUUUUGGUAUUAGAUACAAGAUAUUGGCUCAGACAUAUUUCAAACUUGAACAUUUUGUAUGUUGGUAAAUGGCUUUGUAUUUCUUACAUCUUUUUGGAUUUUCAAGACAGUUCAAUGGUAUUUGUGUUCCAUU